Sordaria macrospora k-hell is the source of this 459-nucleotide messenger RNA. NCBI's taxonomy places the organism in Eukaryota, Fungi, Ascomycota, Sordariomycetes, Sordariales, Sordariaceae. The record is from RefSeq and is a predicted model, not a curated record.
AUGACCAAGAAACUACCUAAAACACCCAACCCCCCUCCCCCUCCGCCAAAGGACGACGACAAGUCUCCAGAAAAAGACUCAGAAGAAACCCUCCCAAUCCUCAUCUGGUUCCUCACAGGCGGCGGCCACCUAAACCACAAGUUAAACCCCAAACCCAAUCGCAAGUCCAACAACAAUCCACCAGCACCGCCCACCGCAGCCCGCUUUGCUCGCAUGGCCGAUUGCCGCCUUCGUAAAGAAGCUGAACUCGAGGCGCAAAAGGAAGCAGCGGGGCAAAAGAAUAAGGAAGGAAAGGUGGGAAAGAAGGAGGAGAAGGAAAGAGGGAAGGAGGAGAAGGAGAGAAGGAAGAGAGAAAAUCUGAAAUGGUUGAGGGGGAAGGGGGUAAGGGUUGGGUUAUUAGAGGGGGUUGUUGGGGAGUGUGUGAAGGGUAUUAAAGCUGGAAGGGGCGAGGGGAAGUGA